CUUCAGUCAGGCUGGCGGCUCUGUCCUCGUCGCGUCCCACCACAGCAACACACUGACAGAACAUCGCACUCAGGUUAAGUCUGCACCCUACAGCACUUCAGCCUCCGCAUCAAUCCGUGUCUGCCGCAGAAGCUGUUGUUCUUGAUCUUUUCACAGGCACACACAGAGACGCUAAGACACACACACACACUCGCCAAUAUGGGAUGUGGAGCGUACCGAUGGACGGAGAUCGUGGUGGCCACCCUGCUGGGCCUGCUGGCCACCGUGGCAGCAGUGAUCGGCUCCGUCACUUUCCACCAAUGUACCGAGAACGGCUGGAUUGACUACUGGCUCAUAUUUCACGGGGUGAUCACACUGGGUGCGCUGAUGGGCAUCAUGAUGUGGCGACAGGCGCCCAUCCCCGGACGGCACAUCAACGCCCUCGUCUAUCUCACUUGCUUCCUCAUCUUCAUCAACCUCGGCUGGCUGCUCCUGGGUAACGUUCAAAUCGGUCUCGCGUAUUCGUUCUGUAACGGAGCUGUCUCUCCUGAUGUUUACCUUGGCAUCCCCCUUGACUGCUCCUCCAAACUCCUGCCGUUUAUGUUGUCUGUUGUCAUCAUAUUCGAUGUCUUCUACAUUAUCCUGCUGGCGAUGCUGUGCGGCCAGGCCUGUAACUGGGGCCCUGACACUGAGGAAGAAGACACGAUCUCAUAUCCCAGUUUUUGGUGGAUUUUGGUGGUCUUUGUCAUCGGAUGCCUCAUCAUAGCAGUGAUAGCGAUCGCUGUGGGCGCCACCUAUUUCAACGACUGCUACAGUGAUGACUGGGGCACUAUAUGGCUCAUUGUCUACGGGUCGGCAAAAAUCGGCAUUGUGAUUCUCGGGCUGUUUUGGUUCCGUUACCGCCCAGACGCCUUCACGAUGUGGUCCUCGCCUACCUGCUACCUCACCCUGCCGUUCUUCGUCUUCUUCCUCCUCCUGAUCGCCUUGUGGGUUAUCGGCAUGAUUCUGUCCAUCAACAUCCGGGAGGAGAGCUGCCUGGGAGUAGCGGCCUGCAAUGAUAUGCUGCAGGUGACGGAGAUCGUCAUCAUAUCCUUCUUCUACCUCAUCACUAUUGUCAUCGUCUACUAUGGCAUUAUCUUUUUCCUGGCUAUUCUCUUCUUCUUUGGCAUCACCAUAGUCUACCACUGCAGCGGGGAAUUACAGGAAAACGAGGACGAAGUCAAGUCUGUUAAGCAGCAGGAGGUAUAGACGCCAGCGACCUUCCUUGACACGACAAAAGUGGGCAAAGCUAGUAAAUAAAGGGCCUUGGAAAACAUUAGACCGAGUCAACUUUUCAAAAUUAUUCUGUUAUGAACUAGUAACGAAUGGAAAAUUGUUUUGACAGAAAGGGCAACACAAUUGCCAUGCACAAGUAGCCUCGGUAACAAGAUAACAAUAAUAUUAAUUUUCAGUUAAUAUUGUCCAAAAAUGAAACAAGCUUGACACUCACGUCUUAAAUUCACAGACAUUAUAUGCCUUCAAAGGGAUAUUAGCUGGCAAUGAUGAAGAUGGCAGAUGGUAAGUCUUUGAUGCUCAGAAGCAGACCAUCUCGCCUUUUGCAGUCACCUUACUUCAUUUUGCCCUUAAUGUUCUCCAAACGCAGUCUUCUUUACAGGACUGACUGUAAUAACGUCAUACCUUAGAACAGAUAACGAUGGAAAGGUCUCGCUUGUACGGGAAUAUUCUGAAUCAUAUUAAGUGCAGACACAAUUAUCUUCCCGCCUUAAUGUGUUCACUACGAUAGCCAUUCCUUUAUUAACACUGAAAGUAACAGAAAAACUAACUAAAUAAAAUGGUUUGCAUGAACAAUAAUAAGAAUAAGAAAAAACGAAUGUAAACUAUGUCAUUUCUUUGCUGCAGAAUAAAUUAGGAGGACUGUAGUGCAGGAAUAAGCAUCUGAAAGGUUGCAGAUGUCAACAAGAAAAAAAAAAAACUCUGUAGAACUGAAAGGAUUACACUGAUGCAUGUGAGGUAUAAAUCUUCAUUUGGUGGGUUUUCGGUUUAAUCUCCUGUAAUAAAGCUGCAGGGCUAGAUAAAUACAGUCGCUCUUGCCUUGUUCCAGCGGACACAAUCUCACUUAUUUUCAGUCACUCGUAGCAUUGGCCACCAAAAAGAACUAAUGAGAUUCCGCAUUUUCUGUUUGUGUGUGUGUCUAUUUACAGGAAAGGAGUAACCCAAACACCACCAGGACCACCACCGCCAGCAACAGCACAGCAACACAGUACCACUUUCCCAUCUUCACAUCUCAGCAUCCGUCCAAGAUAUAAAUUGUGCUGAAUGAAGAAUUUUAUUAAUAGUUUUGUUGGUGAAAUGAUUUGCUCUUAUGUUUGACGUAUUCUUCUCAAUUUCUGUUUUUCUAUCCGUAUGUUUGCUCUCUCUCUCUCUCUCUCUCUCUCUCUCUCUCUCUCUCUCUCUCUCUCUCUCUCUCUCUCUCUCUCUCUCUCUGUAUAUCUUUAAUAUUUAUUACCUGUUUUCUUGAUAAGUAUUGACUUAAGUUUUCAUUGCGUAUCUAUGUACAGAGCACUGUUUUAAGAGUUUUAUCGUAUCGCACAGUCAUCAACCAGUAGGAAUGAAAACAAAAUAUGAGACAAACGCACCAGUGAGUAUUACGUUCACUAUUGUUGGAAGGCAGACUGGCGUAACAAUAUUCAUUUCGUAUUGUUUGUCCUGAUUCAUACACGAAAGAGUACCUCAUCUCCCAUGAAUCUUGUAGAACAUAGAUUAAGUAGAUAAACAAAUAAAUUGAUAAAUGAAUAAA
Molecule: messenger RNA, 2776 nt
Organism: Portunus trituberculatus (swimming crab)
Lineage: Eukaryota; Metazoa; Arthropoda; Malacostraca; Decapoda; Portunidae
Exons: 9
Coding region: 199-1227 (342 amino acids)
Source: RefSeq, a predicted model, not a curated record